AUGAAGAACGAAAUUAUUUUUCCAAGAUUACUUAUUUAUAUAACAUUUAUCCUAGGAAUCAUUAAUGUCUGCGUCAGUGAAAAUGUAAAGAAGAGUAUUGACGAUAACAGAGAUGAUACAGGUGAAAUAAACGACGAAGCCAAAGAUGAGUCCUUAGACAUUCCGGUAGAAAAUGAAAGCAACAACACUGUAACCUGCACCAGGAGAGCUAACAGCCAAAUGCACGAAAUACAAUCGGCUCAAAUUAAACAGUUUCCUUUCGUGGUAGCUGUGAUGUCCCACCAAAAUGAAUAUCUGUGUGCUGGUUCUGUGAUCUCCAAUGGAUUAAUACUCACUACUGCAAAGUGCACUCUACAGCCUAUAAGUUAUGUGCUAUUAAAUACCACAAGGGAUAAAAAGGAUGAAACUACUACCAUGCUACAUGUGAUUAAAACUGAAAAGUUUCCAACUUUUACUGGCAGCGAUUCUCUAAAAGAUGUGGGACUUAUUUAUACAGAGAAACAUAAUUCCUCAGUGGCGUCCAAAAUCAAGGUAAGCAAUUUCACGUCCGCCCGAAAUAUUGCCGAUGUUGAAGCUAUUGGAUUUGGCCUAAAUGCAGAUGUGGGCCAACCUAAAGAACUACAGUAUAUCGGCCUCGAGCAACGACUUUAUGCCGAUACAGGAGAUUUAAUGGUUACAUACUUUGAUUGUAUCGAAACGAAAGUUCCAACUUGUUUCAAAGAUACCGGUGGUCCAGUAAUAUUCGAGAACUUAUUGAUCGGCAUUGUAGUCAAGGGUACAGACGAAUGUACCAAAGAAAUGUCUGGUACAUACGCCAUUAACAAAAGAAUCGCUGAUUGUCUACCUACUUACACUUUCAAAGCGUGGUUAGAUGAAAGGAUCAAGAAAAACGAGGAACAGGAAGAAAGUGAGCUGCCUACUUACCCCCUGCAGCCUGCCGCCGCCCGCCGAACGAUUCACAAGAUGACUGCGAGCUCUGCGCGUAGUAUCAAGAGUUCAAUAUAUAUUUUGAUGGUGUUUUAUCCUAUCUUGGCUAUUUCUUAA
Messenger RNA from Pectinophora gossypiella (pink bollworm), 1044 nucleotides. RefSeq names its product chymotrypsinogen 2-like. Bases 1 to 1044 code for a protein of 347 amino acids. The record is from RefSeq and is a predicted model, not a curated record. Gene Ontology annotation, molecular function: serine-type endopeptidase activity. The transcript has a single exon. NCBI's taxonomy places the organism in Eukaryota, Metazoa, Arthropoda, Insecta, Lepidoptera, Gelechiidae. Gene Ontology annotation, biological process: proteolysis.